This is a messenger RNA of Suillus subaureus, 1797 nucleotides long. RefSeq lists its product as uncharacterized. The transcript is spliced from 2 exons. Bases 402 to 1481 code for a protein of 359 amino acids. Lineage: Eukaryota; Fungi; Basidiomycota; Agaricomycetes; Boletales; Suillaceae. The record is from RefSeq and is a predicted model, not a curated record.
AGGUUGCAAACCAUCCUUUCAGGUAUGAACAGGUAUCCGACAGGUCUUUCUAAACUAACUUUAUCUUGACCUUUCGAACUUGCAGGGCGGUGCCUGUAAGGCAAGUGGUUUACGAAUCGAUGUUGACAAGAUCUGCCUGGUCUAAUCACGAUGUACAGCUAUCAGACCUCCCAAGGAAUUGUGCAUGGUUUCCAAUGGGUCCCUGCCGACGCCACACAGAUUCUGCUAACGGGCGCUCAGCUUCCCAAUACAGUGAGUCCUCAGAUCACCCGAGUGUUGUCCUAUGAUUAUUGAAUACCAAGCAUGGGGAUCAGGGAUUUGCAGCAGGAUCCUUUGGUCUUGAUCCUAUAGGUAGGGAAAAUGAUGUGGUAUUUGAGAAUUGGUACGACCGUGCGUCUUAUAUGCCUCCGGGUGCUUGCUCGAUUUCAUUAACUGUAAGGCCGAAAGAAAUCCCACAUUCCACUUACCCUGGUGGACCUGGCCCCAUCGCAAUGGCAGCAUCUCUGUCUGCCCCCCGAGGGCGCUCUCCUUAUAGUGCUCGCCCGCCCUCUCCAAUAUCGCUGCCACGACGUUCUUCAUACUCACGCCCUCCUUCCCACGCGCCAUCCCCAUACCAAAGUCGUCAGCAGUCGAGAUCACCCUAUCCUCCCCACCGCACUCCUUCACCUAAUGUUCGCCCUCACCCCCGUGCGCCAUCCCUAUACCAGAAUCGUCGGCAGUCGAGAUCACCCUAUUCUCUCCACCGCACUCCUUCACCUUAUGUCCCCCCUCCGCAAAUGGUAUACCCACACGGGCAUGUCUUGGAGGAUCAGCGCAUUGCGGCUCCUCAGUUGCGAGUACCCUCUCCACUUCCCAAUGCACCCGCUGGGCCAGGAUUUCAUUCAUCUUCGCGUAUGCCCAUAAUUGCUUUCCCCACAGAAUCAAUGUCGGACUCUGCUCCGCAUCCGUUCGCCCGUCCACCGAAUACCGCUCAAGCUUACACUCCGUUUAACAUGACGAGGAUUCAAAGCAUGGAUCAAUUUUACAGCCAAAUUCCAAGUAUGCCAUUGGUACUCGAUACCCAUGAUGUUCACCACCAAGAUUGGAGCAUAUUCAUGAAUAAUCUUGCUCUUGCAUGGAUGGGAAAAUUACCCCUUCCCGAGUUUGCCAAGGGCCGUCCGCCUUCGCGGAGCUCAAUUGUUGCAGAUUUGAUCAAUCUGUGGAACAAUUCCUUCUUCCUUCCCCGCAGAGCCGAGGUAGUCCUCUACAAGGGCCGCGAGCGACGCUCAGGCCCGCGCGCAGGAACUGUAGACGGCCAACUCUCACUGCCUGAAUCGGAAAGGGCUAACGAACGCGAGCGGAAGUACUCGUUAUACUUGACAUGUGUCACGCCUUAUGUUGACGAUCGACUCAAGACCGGUUACCUUGGUUUUAGCCACAUCUCCGCACGCUACGAUAGCGCAGUCCGCCACCCUACCUCAUCCUAUACCUACUAUCGAUGAUGGAAUAACACACUUACAAGAAGGUGGACGUGUUAUUGUUAUUGUGCUACUCGCGUAUAUGGUUGACUAUGUAUUGGUAAUUGCACUUCAACCCAUCGAGAGGCUGAUCAAGUUGGUUACUCGAGUGUGUCUUGCGACUGCGAUCUUUCAGAAAAUAAAUCUCGGCCAUUUUCAUAUCUAUGUAACAAGUCCAUACGAUAUUACUAAUAUUGUUGGGAGGCGAUGUUGCUCUACCAGGGUAUUGCAGUGAGUUGAAAGAGACUCGUAGUUCAGUUGCGAGACGCUCCCGAUGCUCCCAAGCAAACAUAAUUUCCUG